Benincasa hispida (wax gourd) is the source of this 765-nucleotide messenger RNA. Its product is annotated as AT-hook motif nuclear-localized protein 23-like. The record is from RefSeq and is a predicted model, not a curated record. Gene Ontology annotation, molecular function: DNA-binding transcription factor activity; minor groove of adenine-thymine-rich DNA binding. NCBI's taxonomy places the organism in Eukaryota, Viridiplantae, Streptophyta, Magnoliopsida, Cucurbitales, Cucurbitaceae. Gene Ontology annotation, cellular component: nucleus.
AUGGCGGGCUUAGACUUAGGCUCUGCUUCUCACUUUGUUCAUCAACUUCAGCACCGUUCCGUGGAUCUACACCUGCAGCAUCCGACGGAUGUAGACGACGGUUCCGACCACCAACCCAACUCCGGCGGCGAGAUCGUCGCCCGGCGGUCCAGAGGCAGACCGUCCGGUUCUAAAAAUAAACCGAAGCCACCGGUUAUUAUUACCAGAGAAAGUGCUAAUACUCUUCGGGCCCACAUCUUGGAAGUCAACACCGGUUGCGAUGUCUUCGACUCCGUCGCCACUUAUGCCCGGAAGCGCCAGCGUGGCAUCUGCAUCUUGAGUGGCACCGGCACCGUCACCAACGUUACCUUACGGCAACCUGCAUCGGCCGGCGCAGUUGUCACUCUUCCUGGCAGGUUUGAGAUAUUGUCUUUAUCGGGAUCGUUCUUGCCGCCACCGGCUCCACCAGGAGCUACGAGUUUGACUAUCUUCCUUGCGGGCGGGCAAGGACAAAUUCUCGGAGGGAAUGUAGUUGGGUCUUUGAUUGCUUCUGGACCGGUGAUCGUCAUUGCGUCGUCGUUUACCAAUGUUGCUUACGAGAGGCUACCGUUGGACGAGGAGGAACAACCGUCCAACGGUGGUGGUGCGAGCCUUAGCAACCCGUUUCCGGACCCGUCGGUCGGGUUUCCAUUGUUUAAUCUGCCGUCGAACAUGGCGGGGAAUCAAAAUCAGCUACCGGUGGACGGAUGGGGUGGAGGGAACUCCGGUGGGAGAGCAUCUUAUUGA